Molecule: messenger RNA, 913 nt
Organism: Etheostoma cragini (Arkansas darter)
Lineage: Eukaryota; Metazoa; Chordata; Actinopteri; Perciformes; Percidae
Product: calcium-activated potassium channel subunit beta-3
Exons: 3
Coding region: 1-759 (252 amino acids)
Biological process (GO): detection of calcium ion; potassium ion transport
Cellular component (GO): voltage-gated potassium channel complex; membrane
Molecular function (GO): potassium channel regulator activity; calcium-activated potassium channel activity
Source: RefSeq, a predicted model, not a curated record
AUGGGUGCGUGCCACAGAGAGCUCCUUCACACAGCACAGGAGCAGGAGUGGAGUAGAGGACUGGAUGGACGCGGAGAGCAGCGAGCUCGGACCAAGUUACCGGUGUCGAGUGUUGGGGAAGACAGAGCCAUCCUGCUGGGCUUCACCAUGAUGGCCUUCUCUGUGCUCAUGUUCUUUGUGGUCGGCAUUACUGUGAUCAAACCUUAUGUUAAUAGCAACUGGGAGAAUGAGGCCAGCUGUGUGCUGCUGCAGGCCGUCACCAUGGAGGAGUGGGUGGACUGCAGAGGUGUGAGCACUGUGCCUUGUCUCAGGGUGACGGUUAACCUCACGGACUCCAAUGAGAGUGCUUUGCUCCACUUUAACGAGGAGUCAGUCUUCCUAGCUUCUGAGUGUUUCUACAUACCCAAAUGUCAGAUGGAAAGAACAGAACUUCAGGAUGAAGUCCUGAAGGUAAAAAACAGCUUGGACUCUCAGCUGGGGAGCACCACAUCAUGCUUCACAGACCGCGCAAGGCACCCCAGGGACGUCAUCUUGGGCAGGAAGUACACCUUUAAGAAGACCCUGGUUGCAUUGCUGUGGCCCUGUCUGAUGCUGGUUGGUGGAGCUCUGCUGGUGGGCCUUGUGAAGCUGACACAGUGCUUAGCCCAUCUCUGCCCUGAAAUGGGCAGUGAGGCUUCAGUGGGCAGGCUGACAGUGACAUCAAGGCAGGGCAAACUUUACAGAUGCUUCCGGAGGUCCAUCAUGCAGUCUCCUUCAUGAUGUUUGUAGUGUUUGUGCUGCAACAUGCAAAAAAAUUGUGAAUUAAUUUGUAACUUGUAUACAAUGUGAAACAGGGCCGGAAUGUGUAAAUCUGAGUAAAAGGAAAUGUAAAUUCAGUGUUUCAAAAAUCCAAGAAAGUUAAAAUUUAAGCCAA